UCGCCAUCACCGCCAUAGCCGCGCGGGGCCUCUUGGGAGCCCGGGGCUGUCCGCGGCGCUGCCUGCGCCGGCCCGGGGCGCGUCCGCCUGGCCAAGGACGCCGCCGACCAAGGCGAGAUGCUGGAGGCCCCACCCCUGCUAUUGGCAGCCUUCUCAUUGGGCCUGGUGCUGCUAGUGCUGCUGCUUUGCCACUCGUCCUUCGGCAUUCUCUUUAUCUGCUGGAACGAGUUCAUCGUGCAGCCUCUCUACAACCUGUUCAUGGGCAACACCAAGGAGCAGCGCAUCCUGCGUCAUGUGCUGCAGCACGCGGUGGCCGGGGACCCACAAAGCGUGCUGGAGGCCAUUGAUACCUACUGCUCGCAGAAGGAGUGGGCUAUGAAUGUGGGUGACAAGAAAGGCCAGAUCUUGGAUGCAGUGGUGCAGGAGCAGCGCCCAUCGGUGGUGCUAGAGCUGGGGGCCUACUGCGGCUACUCAGCUGUGCGCAUGGGCCGCCUGCUGGAGCCUGGGGCCCGCCUGCUCACCAUUGAGCUCAACCCUGACUACGCUGCCAUCACCCAGCAGAUGUUGGACUUUGCAGGCCUGCAGGACAGGGUGACCGUUGUGGCCGGGCCAUCCCAGGACAUCAUCCCCCAGCUGAAGAAGAAAUACGACGUGGACACGCUAGACAUGGUCUUCCUUGACCACUGGAAGGACCGGUACCUGCCAGACACUCUCCUCCUGGAGGAGUGUGGCCUUCUACGGAAGGGGACAGUGGUGCUGGCCGACAACGUCAUCUGCCCAGGAGCCCCAGAAUUCCUGGCAUAUGUGCGCAACAGCAGCCGCUUUGAGUGUACACACUUCACCUCAUACCUGGAGUACUCGAAAGUAGUGGAUGGCCUGGAGAAGGCUGUCUACAUGGGCCUAGAGGGCCCAGCAUAGCCUUGAAACCACCCCACCCACCCCCCACUCCAGGCUCCCUUGCCAAGCCUGGUUAUGAAGACACAACAGAUGUGCUCCCGCCAACCCUGCUUCUGCAGUUCUGGGGUCUGUCCUCAAUGUAGCACACUUGAGGCUUGUGAGGCCAAAGCCUGCCCACACUGGCCGCUCUGCACGGCGACUCUGGGCUGUCACCUCUGGUCCACCCCAAGCGCAGCCAGCUUACCAUGCAAGAUCACUGCAAUACAUCUGGAAAGUAUGUUUGUAAAUACCAAUCAGGACAGAUGGUGCCCGUGAUGGUAUCAUUCACUCCCACCAGCAUUUUAGAUCAAGGAGGUUUCUCACAUGGACAGGUCCUCAGGCACCAACAUAUUCAGCAGACAUUGGAAGUGAGGUGGGGUGGGGGGUAGGGGGAGUUGGGAACACGUGGAAACUGUUGGGCUGUGUUCAGUCUGUCCUUGAGGUCUGCCGUCACCAGGUGGCAGCAAUGCCUCAGUGAUGGGCACUGUGCCCAACAACUCGAUCCACUUGUGAUUCCUGCAUUCUUUCACCUCCUUUUUAAGAAUGAAAUGCAACUUCUUUACUAAAAUCAGCUCACUGUUAAUAACUCUAUCAGUAUCAUGUUUAAAAAAUGCUAAAAGAGAAAUUAAAAAUCUAAAUAUUUAAAUAGAA
Hyaena hyaena (striped hyena) is the source of this 1587-nucleotide messenger RNA. RefSeq names its product catechol-O-methyltransferase (gene COMT). The transcript has 5 exons. The coding region runs from base 118 to 918 and encodes 266 amino acids. Gene Ontology annotation, molecular function: magnesium ion binding; catechol O-methyltransferase activity. Gene Ontology annotation, cellular component: membrane; dendrite; axon. The record is from RefSeq and is a predicted model, not a curated record. Gene Ontology annotation, biological process: catecholamine catabolic process; developmental process; dopamine metabolic process. Lineage: Eukaryota; Metazoa; Chordata; Mammalia; Carnivora; Hyaenidae.